Pterocles gutturalis (yellow-throated sandgrouse) is the source of this 3474-nucleotide messenger RNA. It is a transcript of the gene LTBP1, whose product is annotated as latent transforming growth factor beta binding protein 1. Lineage: Eukaryota; Metazoa; Chordata; Aves; Pterocliformes; Pteroclidae. The record is from RefSeq and is a predicted model, not a curated record. Gene Ontology annotation, molecular function: calcium ion binding. The transcript has 20 exons. The annotation marks the transcript as partial.
GAAUUAGCUUCCCUUGAUCAAGAAAAGCAGCCUGAUCUAGAGCCUGGGCAGCCUCAGCUUUCUCCUGGAAUUUCAACAAUUAACCUGCAUCCACAGUUUCCAGUAGUGAUUGAGAAAACAUCUCCUCCUCUGCCUGUUGAAGUUGCUCCUGAAGUCUCUACUUCCAGUGCAAGUCAAGUAAUUGCACCUACUCAAGUUACAGAAAUCAAUGAAUGUACAGUUAAUCCUGAUAUCUGCGGAGCGGGACACUGCGUGAAUUUGCCUGUGGGAUACACUUGCAUCUGCUACGAGGGAUACAGGCUUAACGAUCAGCAGACAAAGUGCUCUGAUAUUAAUGAGUGUAAUCAAGCACCCCAUCUCUGUUCCCUUGGACGCUGUGAAAAUACAGAAGGAAGUUUCCUAUGUAUUUGCCAAGCUGGAUUCAUGGCCAGCGAAGAUGGAACAGACUGUGUUGAUUUUGAUGAAUGUUCAAGACCUCAUACUUGCGGGGAAGGCUUUUGUAUAAAUACUGUUGGCUCGUACAGAUGUGAAUAUUGUGACAGUGGAUACCAAAUGAACAGAAGAGGUGAAUGUGAAGACAUUGAUGAAUGCCUGACUCCGACCACUUGUCCAGAUGCGCAGUGCGUUAACGCUCCUGGCUCGUACCAGUGCAUUCCUUGCAGAGCGGGAUUCAGGGGCUGGAAUGGACAGUGCCAUGAUAUAAAUGAAUGUCAGUACGGCAAUCUCUGUACAAAUGGACGCUGUGAAAAUACGGAGGGGUCUUUCAGAUGUAUUUGUGGCCAAGGUUUCAAGCUCUCUGCAUCAGAGGAUCAGUGUGAAGAUGUAGAUGAAUGCCAGCACCGAUCACUCUGUACGAACGGACGCUGCAGGAACACAGAAGGAUCUUUCAGAUGUAUUUGCAGCCAAGGCUACACGUUGUCAUCUACUGGAGAUCAGUGUGAAGAUGUUGAUGAAUGCCUUCAAGACAGUGAUAUUUGCCUUGGAGGAAGCUGCAUGAAUACUGAUGGUUCUUACAAAUGCACUUGUCCAGAUGGUUUCCAGCAGAUAGCGAAUAGGGGAUGUCAAGAUAUCGAUGAGUGUGAGAGAUCUGACCUCUGUUCACCUCACGGGGAGUGUCUGAACACAGCUGGGUCCUACCAGUGCAUCUGUGAGCGGGGCUUUUCCGUGUCCACAGAUGGCCGAACGUGCGAAGAUGUCGAUGAGUGUGCAAACGGCACAAUAUGUGGCAGUCACGGGUUCUGUGAAAACAUGGAUGGCUCCUACCGCUGCCUCUGUUACCAGGGGUACCAGGACGCCCAGGAUGGGCAGGGCUGUACGGAUGUGAAUGAAUGUGAAAUGCUGAGUGGAGUAUGUGGCGAAGCCCUCUGUGAAAACGUCGAUGGUUCUUUCCUGUGCCUGUGCUCUGAUGAAAACCAGGAGUAUGAUCCGAUGACCGGCCAGUGUCGCUUCCGUGCCUCCCCAGAAUUGCCGAUAGAGGCUGGUCAACAUGAAGAUGGAAAGAAGGAGUGCUACUACAAUCUGAAUGAUGCUAAUUUCUGUGACAAUGUGCUUACAUCCAAUGUAACCAAACAAGAAUGCUGCUGUACCUUGGGUGCUGGCUGGGGCGAUAACUGUGAAAUCUUCCCAUGCCCUGUCUUUGGAACUGCUGAAUUUACUGAUUUGUGUCCCGAAGGAAAAGGUUUCAUUCCCUCUGGAGAAUCAUCUUAUGGGCUUCUUGCUCAGAAUUACAAAGAUGCUGAUGAAUGCCAACUCUUUGGACAAGAAAUCUGUAAAAAUGGCUUCUGUUUGAAUACGCAGCCAGGUUACGAGUGCUACUGCAAACAAGGCACAUACUAUGACCCUGUUAAGCUCCAGUGCUUUGACACGGAUGAAUGUCAGGACCCAAACAGCUGUAUUGAUGGCCAGUGCAUUAACACAGAAGGAUCUUACAACUGUUUCUGUACACACCCAAUGGUUCUGGACGCAACAGAAAAACGAUGCAUCAGACCAGCAGAUUCAAGUGAACAAACUGAAGAAACUGAAGUGUACCAGGAUCUUUGCUGGCAGCAUCUAAGUGAUGAUUUUGUUUGUAGUCGACCUCUGGUUGGAAAGCAGACCACAUACACCGAGUGCUGUUGCCUGUAUGGUGAAGCCUGGGGCAUGCAGUGUGCUCUGUGUCCUAUGAAAGAGUCAGAGGAUUAUGCCCAGCUGUGCAACAUUCCUGUUCCAGGAUCUCGACGGCCAUAUGGACAAGAUGCUUUGGUUGACUUCGAGGAGCACUACACUCCAGAAACUAAUCCAUACUUUGUUGAAGACCGCUUUCUGAACAGCUUUGAGGAGUUACAAGCAGAGGAGUGUGGUAUUCUGAAUGGAUGUGAAAAUGGGCGAUGUGUAAGAGUCCAGGAAGGCUACACCUGUGACUGCUUUGAUGGUUAUCACCUGGACAUGGCCAAAAUGACUUGUGUUGAUGUGAACGAGUGCAACGAGCUGAACAACAGAAUGUCUCUCUGCAAGAACGCCAAAUGUAUUAACACAGAAGGUUCGUACAAGUGUUUGUGUCUCCCAGGGUACGUACCUUCAGACAAACCAAACUACUGCACACCACUGAACUCAGAGGUAGACAGUGAACUGGAGUAGAGGAAAAUCUCCAUAUCCUAAGCCCAUAUACUCUGCACUGUAUAAAGAAAAGGAAGAAAAGUAUUUAACUUGAGAAGAGAAGGCACCAGAGUAUCAAACGUAAGGGGAGAAAAGCAUUAAAAUGUGUCAAAGGUGAGACAUGAUGGGCUGAUUGUGUAUCAGCAUCACUGACAUGACAGACCAAAUGGACACAUUACUUUGAAAGAAACGAUCAAGUAUAUAGUGUGUUCAUAAGAAAAAAGAAAUCUUUGAAAAUAAGCAAAAACAGUGCUGUUAUUUUAAACAGAAGAGCUUUUUUUGUUUGUUUGUUUUUGGUUUGGUUUUUUUUACUAUUGCUUGAUUAAUUUGGCAUUUAAAUAGUGAUGGAAAUAUUUUAUAUUGCUAUGUCAUUUUUUGAUCGGUUCCUUGCCUACUGUUUCUUUUCAGACCUUUUUCUGAUCAGUACAAAUUCUAUGAUACAGAUAUUGUUAGGCCAUUUUAUAAGAACUGUUACACAGGGUAAUGCUCCUCCUUCUCUGGAACAUUGGUCAGUGACUUGUUUUUAAUUUGCUAGUUGUCUGCCCUGUGGAGCAGGCACCAUUUGUUUUCAAAUGUUUAUAUGCCUUGGCGAAAAGUCUUUAUAUUCAUUUUGUAUUCUGUAUGGUUGUUACUGCACUUAAAGUCUUUAGAACCUUUCUUGCCAAGUUCAAAGCUGCUAGUGGACAACAUUGGAUUCCUUUUGUACAUUAAACCAAAAGAUUUUAGCUCACGUCUGUAUUGUAAUGUGUAAAUUGAACACAGGAGAGAUCUUGUAUGAUUACCCUAACAUAUUAAAGCUGUAUAUUAAAACUCAAUAAAAUUACCUUUUUUUUAGAAAAA